This is a messenger RNA of Python bivittatus (Burmese python), 2120 nucleotides long. The record is from RefSeq and is a predicted model, not a curated record. NCBI's taxonomy places the organism in Eukaryota, Metazoa, Chordata, Lepidosauria, Squamata, Pythonidae.
CGUCGGGCGUCCGAGGACGUGGCUGGAAGUGACCCGGGAAAACUGCAGGACGAGGGGCUCCGUCCACCGGUCGGAAAGGCGACGGAGAGGGCCAGGGACCAUCGUCCCGUCGGGGCUGCCGUAUUACCUCAAGGGCGGGGGACCGCCUGGCCAUCUCCCGUCUUGCUGGCUCGGAGGUUCAGCCCGGCGACUUCCGCCUCGCCUUCGGGGUCCGCGCUGCCGGCGCUGGGCACCCUGCACCGCCCGUCACAGCCGGAGCAGGAUGGGGCUCAGGAGGUCGGACCCGAGGCGGGGUCUCUCCCUUUUACGGAGCUCCUGUCCAAGUUGGAAACCACUCAUAUCCAAGCAGAGUUUGAUCAAAUAAAAGAGAAGAAAAGUUUGGAAUUGUCUUCUGCAACAGCGCUGUCUAAAAAUAUAGCUGUGUCUCAGCCAGUUGAGAAGAAUUCUAGUCCUCUAGGACUCAGUGCCAUUAAUACUGAGAUUAUUCAGAUACAAUCUUUUACAGGAACUGGAUCUCAGCAAUUUUUCUUAUAUAAUUCUUCUGUACCUACCGUUCAACUACUUCUGCCUGGCCCAUUACAUCCCUUUGGACAAGUACCCGUAGGUAAAAUAACUACACAUGGGCAGAAACAUACAUCCAUUACAAAAAGCAGGGAAGAUUCUUCAAAUGUUUCUUUGGUUCCAGCUUGUUCAGCAAAAGCACUUUUAAAUGAUGGGAAGCAGCCCGAAGAGCAAAAGAUUAAAAAAUCCCUGAAAGUGACAACUCGUUCUGGGCGGAUUUCUCGCCCUCCAAAAUAUAAAGCUAAGGAUUACAAAUUUAUUAAAACAGAAGACUUGGCUGAUUGUCACCCAUCUGACUCUGAUGACUAUUCUGAGCUAAGCUUAGAAGAUGAUGAAUGCAACAAAGAAAAGGAAGUAUGUGCAUUAUUUAACCCCUUGAACUAUGAUCUGCGGCCAAAAUUGUUUAAGUGUCAGAACUGUGAAAAAUCCUACAUAGGAAAAGGAGGAUUAUCACGGCACUACAAACUAAACCCAGGCCAUGGGCAGCAAGAGUCUUCAGAAUCUUCUCCUAUAAAUAGAUUUUCUGGAAUGACACAGCUGGAGUGUGCUGAAAAGUCAAGUUGUGAAAACAUCCAUCAAACUUUUUCACCUUUACCAGUUACUCUUGCUUUAGUAAGCAAAAAUGAACUAGCUAUAGAACUGGAAAAAAAUCUUCAAACUGAACAGCAGUCUGAUAUUUCUGCAGAAGACAGAAAGUCUGAAGAACAAUAUAGCACCCAUUUAUUACAUUUGAGACAUGGAAAAAGCAAACGGCAGAGAAGAUGUGGUCAACCAAAGAUGGCUAAUAGAUCAAGAUAUUCUAGAAGAUUUAGCAGACCUGUUCAAUUCUCUUCCAAUUCUCUUAAUAAUAUCUCAGCAGAGCAUCUUAGUAUAUUUAAAAGAAAGGCUAAGCUAAAAGAGCUGAUUCAGCAAUGUGCCAAUGAAGAGUUUAUGGAGCUGGUGGUUCCACGCUUGUCAACAGUUGUUACUGUAUUUGAAUUUCUACUGAUGAAGGCAACGAAAAAAUGUCAAGCAAAAGCAUUCUUUCCAGAUGUAUACCGGGAGUUUGAAGAGCUCCAUUCAAUGGUAAAGAAAAUGUGCCAAGAUUAUUUCAAUAAUUCUGAAUUAAAGGAGCCAUUAGAGAUAAAAAACCAUAAGGUGGCCGAAUCACUAGGAAUUACAGAUAGUUGUCUUGAAGUGCAAAAAAUCCAGACAAAUUCUUUUCCUGAGUGUACUGAAUCUACUGACAAGUAUAUAUUGCCCCAAAUUUCAGGACAGAAACGAGUAGCUAAGACUUCAAAUGAAAAGUUACCAAAAAAGAGCAGAGAGGAAAACAUUUUGGAGAAAAUUAAUACUGAACAUUCAAAUCAAGGAGGAAUAAAGGAAUGAAAUCAUACAUAUCAAGGUGAUUUUUAAAUUAAUAUAUCUUUAUAAAAUGAUGAGCAAAUAGCUAAAAAGGUAGAAGAAUAUCAUAUGGCUAUACAAGAAGUCCUUGUUUAGUGACCACAAUUGCGAUUGGCAACUCUGUGUUUAUGCGAAACAGUUGCUAAGUGAAACUGCGACUCUGCUUACGGUCUUCA